AUGGGUCACAUUUCAGAGGAGAAGAGGGAUAAAGAAUCCUCUCUAUUCGACAGGGAUGUGGGUGAGCAGUUAACUACUGUCAAUAAAGAAAUACUUACAGGAGUGAUUUUGCCAGAUGUUCAAAAGAGAGACUGGCUGUGUGCACAGCUUCUGCACUUCCUACAGAGGAACAUCAUUAUGUCUGCUGUCUCAGUGGCAGGAAUCCUCGUGGCCACAGUGCUGUUUCUGCUGGUGUUGACCACAUGCAUCAGGAAGAAAAAGCUGUUAUUUCCUUUGGAAAACAUUACAUACAAUAUUUUCAUAAUAGAUGGCAAGACCUGGUAAAACUCUCAAGAAAACAACUCCAGAGAACAGGAGGAAAAACAGAAACAGUUGAAUACACACUGCUGUGUUGAAGCCCAGGCCAGCCAGAGCAAGACUUCAAGCUGAAGAUGAGAGGCGAUUCUCCAUCCAAACGAAGAGGCAACUGAGUUUCUGGCUGUCAGGUGUACUGUACAAAAU
This is a messenger RNA of Manis pentadactyla (Chinese pangolin), 501 nucleotides long. It is a transcript of the gene C2H2orf92, whose product is annotated as chromosome 2 C2orf92 homolog. The record is from RefSeq and is a predicted model, not a curated record. Lineage: Eukaryota; Metazoa; Chordata; Mammalia; Pholidota; Manidae.